This is a messenger RNA of Drosophila eugracilis, 967 nucleotides long. It is a transcript of the gene Pcmt, whose product is annotated as protein-L-isoaspartate(D-aspartate) O-methyltransferase. Gene Ontology annotation, molecular function: protein-L-isoaspartate (D-aspartate) O-methyltransferase activity. Gene Ontology annotation, cellular component: cytoplasm. Lineage: Eukaryota; Metazoa; Arthropoda; Insecta; Diptera; Drosophilidae. The record is from RefSeq and is a predicted model, not a curated record. The coding region runs from base 145 to 825 and encodes 226 amino acids. The transcript is spliced from 4 exons. Gene Ontology annotation, biological process: protein modification process.
CAUUGUAAAAUAUGGUAUUACCACUACUAUCCAUCUACACGUCUGGUAACAUCAAAACGAAAACAAAACAAAGUCAGAACGUUGAAAAAAAAGGAAUUUAUUUUUGGGAUUAUAAAGCUGGGCCUGUUCGUCCGCGCCUUCAGCAUGGCGUGGCGUUCUGUGGGGGCCAAUAAUGAGGACCUCAUUCGUCAACUAAAGGAUCACGGAGUCAUUGCCAGUGAUGCGGUGGCCAAGGCAAUGAAAGAAACCGACCGCAAGCACUAUUCACCAAGAAACCCUUACACGGACGCCCCCCAACCCAUCGGAGGUGGUGUCACCAUCAGUGCUCCACAUAUGCACGCCUUUGCCUUGGAGUACCUUCGCGAACACUUAAAGCCUGGUGCACACGUACUGGAUGUAGGCUCUGGAUCUGGAUACCUUACAGCCUGCUUUUAUCGGUACAUAAUGGCUAAGGGUGCAGAUGCGGAGACCCGUAUCGUAGGCAUAGAGCACCAAGCGGAGCUGGUGCGGCUUAGCAAAGCCAACUUGAAUACUGAUGACCGAAGCAUGCUUGACUCCGGCCAGUUGCUGAUCGUCGAAGGCGACGGCAGAAAGGGAUACCCUGCAAGUUCUCCCUACAACGCUAUCCAUGUGGGUGCUGCUGCUCCGGAUACGCCCACCGAAUUGAUAAACCAACUGGCCAACGGCGGGCGCCUUAUAGUUCCUGUUGGCCCUGACGGCGGCUCCCAGUACAUGCAACAGUACGACAAGGAUGAAGAUGGGAAGGUGCAAAUGACACGUCUUAUGGGCGUGAUGUACGUUCCCCUCACUGACCUGAAGUCCUGACUGCAUCGAGUUGGAAGGUUUAUGUUUGUUGUGGUGCUUUUUGGCUUUAUUAUAUACCAAAUUUGGGCGUACUAUCGCUAGUAUUAAGUAUCCAAUAUGAAUUAAACUGCUUGUUUUCAAUUAAAUAAGUUUCCUGAACAUA